AUGAGCCACAAGUAUGCUACGUUGCGUCGGGCCCAACUCCAUCUGGAUUUCAUCCAUGCCAACUCCACAACCCACAGUUUCCUUUUUGGAGCUCUGGCUGAAUUGCUGGACAAUGCCAGAGAUUCAGGGGCUGCAAGACUUGAUGUGUUUUCAGUGGAUAAUGAAAAACUGCAGGGUGGAUUCAUGUUAUGCUUCCUGGAUGAUGGAUGUGGCAUGAGCCCUGAGGAAGCUUCAGACAUCAUUUACUUUGGCACAUCCAAGAAACGGUUAUCAACCUUGAAGUUCAUUGGACAAUAUGGCAAUGGUCUUAAAAGUGGGUCCAUGAGAAUUGGAAAAGACUUUAUUCUUUUUACGAAGAAGGAAGAAACGAUGACCUGUGUGUUUUUCUCUCAGACAUUUUGUGAAGGAGAAGGUCUUAGUGAGGUUGUAGUUCCAAUGCCUUCGUGGCUGACAAGAACCAGAGACUCUGUCACAGAUGAUCCACAAAAAUUCUCAACAGAAUUGUCUAUAAUUUAUAAAUACUCCCCAUUUAAAAAUGAAGCUGAAUUAAUGCAGCAAUUUGAUGUGAUCUAUGGAAAAUGUGGUACUUUGCUGGUUAUUUAUAACUUGAAGCUGCUGCUUAGUGGAGAACCAGAAUUGGAUGUUAAAACUGACAAAGAAGAUAUACUGAUGGCUGGGGCUGAUGAGGAUUUUCCAGAGAGAUGGUCCUUCAGAGCCUACACAUCUGUUCUAUAUUUUGACCCCUGGAUGAGAAUAUUCAUUCAAGCCAAAAGAGUUCAAACAAAACACCUAUGUUAUUGCCUCUACCAACCCAGAAAGUAUCUGUAUGUCACUUGUUCUUUUAAAGGAACACUUAAAAAUGAAGUAAAAAAGGCAGAAGAAGCAGUAAAGAUCGCUGAACUUUCAUUGAAAGAAGCACAAAUCAAAGUAAACCAGCCCGACAUAACUUCUUCGUCCUCCGCCAAGGAUAUAUUACAGAAAACUUUGGAAGAUGUAGAAGCCAAGCGUAAGAAUCUUAAAGAGAAACAGAGAGAAUUAAAAAAAGCAAGAACGCUCUCCCUGUUCUUUGGAGUGAACAUAGAAAACCGAAGCCGAGCUGGCAUGUUCAUUUACAGUAAUAACCGUUUGAUCAAAAUGCAUGAGAAAGUGGGGCCACAGUUGAAAAUGAAGUCCUUACUUGGUGCAGGCAUAGUUGGAAUUGUUAACAUACCCUUGGAGAUCAUGGAACCAUCCCACAAUAAACAAGAAUUUCUCAAUGUCCAAGAGUAUAAUCAUCUACUGAAAGUCAUGGGACAGUACUUGGUUCAGUACUGUAAGGACACUGGGCUCAGUAACAGAAAUCUAACAUCAUUUUGGAAUGAAUUUGGAUACCAACAUAGCAAGGACAUGGAGACGUCUUUAGAUUCUCUUCAAUAUCAAAGAAGACAAGCCAUGGCCAUCCCAUUCAUGGUACAGUGUGAUCUUUGCCUUAAAUGGAGAGUCUUGCCUUCCUCUAUGAAUUAUCAGGAAAAAGAAUUUCAUGACAUGUGGAUUUGUGCUAAUAAUCCUAACCUCUUGGAAAACAGUUGUCGGCAGGUAGAACGUCUGCCUUGCAUCCCCCUGGGCACCAUGAGCACAGUAUUACCAUCAAAAAAUGAGAAAGAGAAGCAACUUAGAGAGUCGGUCCUAAGGUAUCAAAAUAAACUGGCAGAACAGCAGUCACAGGAAAGCAGAUUAAUACCASCGAGUAGGAUUGCUGAGUUCACUCCCACCUGCCUUACUUCAACACUUAAGGAAAAUAUCAAAACUCAGAAAAUCAGACCUUCAGGUGUUGAUUUGAAGCAUGAAUCUCUUUCACCCAUUGAGCUUUCAGUAGGACAAAGAAGCCAAAAAAGAAACACAGAACAAACAGACUCUGAUGUGGAGUAUGUUUCGGAUUAUAAAACUAUGAAAAAGAGUGUGCAAAAGAAGAUGAAACCCCUACAGCAGAGACAUACGGUGCCAGAAAACAUCCAACUAGCUGAGAGAUCUCAGGCCUCUUCCGGGGAAAUGAAAAGGAAACARAGUCUCAACCUCACACAGGAAUGUAAGGUGUUGAGUGAAAUUCAAACCAGCGACAGUGAUCCAGAUAUAAUCCUGGUUUUAGAUAAAAGCAGCACUGAUGUUUCAUUGAAACAAGAACAAAAGGAAGUUCCACUCAUAAACGAAGAAAAACAGGAGCUGUGCAGUGAUACUCCAGCAAUAAAAAGAAACUCUUCAUUUCCUAACCAGGAAAGCUCUUCCUGUAUGACAAUGGAAGAUUUAAGUCCAAUUUCUGGACAUGAAGCCAAAGUUUCUGUGAGUGAUGGUUGUAAAGUUGCAUCUUCACUGGUGACAUCUUCUCAAAGCACAAUUGUCAAGGAAACGGCAAGAAAACUGAUGUCAAAUUUAAGGGAGGUCCUUCGGUAUUUUUUUCCUGAGUAUCAGCUACCAUCAGUAUUUGACCGCACAUCUGCAGAAGAACUGAGAGCAAGUUCUGAGCUGGAUCAAUGCCCAGAGCAGACGAACAAAAUGCUGAAAAUAUGUUUCAACCAGAUCCAGAAUGUUUACAUGGUCCAAUAUGAAAAGAAAAUAAAAAGAAAAAUGCAGUGCAUCAUCCAUGAUGCAAAUAGAAGAGGAAUUCUUAAUGAAAUAUCUCUGGGACACUGUGAACAAAAAAGAAAAACUACUGAGGAUAAACUGAAGAAUCUUCGUGUAAAACUGGCAAUGUUGUUGCAAACACUUCAGCUGGGUGGUCCAGCAGAAGACCUGGAGCAGAUUGACGUUUAUUUAGAAGCUUUGCUGAAAGAAGAUGAUCUCCUUUCUAGACCCCUUCAACAAAGUGUCGCAGGGCAUGGUCUCCCUUUAGAGAGCAAUGGAAGCACUUCUCAAAACUAA
This is a messenger RNA of Urocitellus parryii (Arctic ground squirrel), 2895 nucleotides long. RefSeq names its product MORC family CW-type zinc finger 1 (gene Morc1). The record is from RefSeq and is a predicted model, not a curated record. Gene Ontology annotation, molecular function: zinc ion binding. NCBI's taxonomy places the organism in Eukaryota, Metazoa, Chordata, Mammalia, Rodentia, Sciuridae. Gene Ontology annotation, cellular component: nucleus.